ACUGUAAAUACAAUGCAGAAAAUAAAAGUUCACACUAACAACGAGUAUUUAUCAAAUGAUAUCCUUGAGGAAGAGUUCAUAAAAUCAAUUCGUCUAAUGUACGAUUGCCAAAAGCUUAUGGCAGCGAGUCGCGUUGAUAUCAAACACCGUUUCGUAGUUUUACCAUCCCUCAUUCAAAAAUGCUACACAAUAUUCAGCAUACUUUUACUUCUAUGGUUGAACUACAUUAUAGUCGUCAAUUUUAACUUAGUUAUGUUUGAUAACGAGACAAUGUAUACUUUAUGUAAUUGUGUAACAGGUUUGCAGUCUUUAACGUAUGUGUGUAAUUUAAUUCACGUGCGGUUUUUCAACGGUGACGAAAAUAUUGAGUUUUGUGUGAAACUCCAACAAAUUGAGAGAUGCAUGAAACUUAACCGUAAUAAGAGUAUGUCUGCUCUUAUGAAUAGGAUUCAAAUUAUAUCUUUGGCUGGGGUCGCAAUAAUCUUUAUCGUUCUCCUUGCAGUGGGUUAUGGCAAAGCUAACGUCUCUUUCUGGCCUUUGCUGGGCAUUGUAGUGUCACAAUUUUGUUUCGUAAUAGAAUUAGUUAGCUGCUCGCACAUAUUUUUGUAUUUCUUUGUCAGAGUGCGGUUCAUGAACGCUAUAAUGAAAAACUUUAUCGACAGCAAAAACGUUCAAACAAUUUUGCAUAUGAAAUGGAAUACUUUUUUAACACUAUUUCCUACAAGAUUAUAUAUGAGGCGACUGGCCGCACAGACUCACAACUUCGUAUCGAGUGAAACUGAUGUUUAUGUUAAGGAAAUAUUGGAUGGUUUUGGUAAAUUUCAAAAUAUUUACCGAUUUCAAGUAAGUGGUAAAUUGAUAUGGCCUUGGUAUUAUUAAAAGGAAUUAUGAGAG
Trichoplusia ni (cabbage looper) is the source of this 894-nucleotide messenger RNA. RefSeq lists its product as uncharacterized. The transcript has a single exon. Bases 13 to 879 code for a protein of 288 amino acids. NCBI's taxonomy places the organism in Eukaryota, Metazoa, Arthropoda, Insecta, Lepidoptera, Noctuidae. The record is from RefSeq and is a predicted model, not a curated record.